CUGAAAGUUCAGAUACAAGUUCAUUUGAAGACUCUGUGAAUUUUGCUCCACACCCGUAUGAUCAAGGAGAUGACGAGAAUCGUUUAUCUCUCAAUAAAACCGAGAGUUACCACAGUCUCUACCCUGAUCAGGCUGUUGUUAAUACUGUCUCGCACACUGACGAUAAAGAUGGAAAUGAUCAAUGCUACGAGGUGAGCAUGGGGGCUGGUGACAAACGCGAUCCUUUGAAACUUCCCUUGUGGCGUAAAUGGCUCAUUACAGUCACUCUUGCUCUUGUUGGUCUUGAUAUUUGCUUGUUGUCGAGUUGCUGGUCUCUCGUAACACCAUUAAAAGAGAGGUACAACGUCUCACACGAGCUCUUCGUACUAGGGGUGUCAUUUUACAUUUUUGGCAUGGCUUGGGGACCCUUAUUUUUGUCUCCAAUCAGCGAAUUUUAUGGGCGGAGAACAACCUACAUUUUAGGCCUCACAACUUGCAACAUCUUCCAGGUCUUAUGUUGCUUUGUCCCCAAUUAUGGGUUUAUGAUUUUCUGCCGCUUUAUGACGGGGCUUUUUGGCUCUGUGUUUUUAUCGGUUGCACCUGGUACAAUAUCCGAUAUCUUCACCAAGCAAAAUAUAGGAACACCGUUGACCGUUUACUCGCUAUGUCCAUUUUUGGGACCAAGCUUAGGUCCUUUGCUUGCAGGUAUUGUCGUUAAAUUCGGUGGAGAUAAGUACAUGUGGACUUUCUAUAGUCUACUGAUCUUCUCCAGUGUUCUCUGGGUGUUGGUGUUUUUGGUGGUUCCUGAGACCUACGUUCCGAUCCUGACGAAAUGGAAAGCCCAUGAGCUCAGAAAGAGCACCGGUAAAGAGGAGCUAUUUGCUCCAAUUGAGAGAAUGCAUUCAAACAUGUUUGAGGCCAUCUUGAAGGCACCAAAACGGCCGCUCUCGGUUCUGCUUUUCGAUCCGAUGAUGACUGUUCUCUGCUUCUAUUCCGGCUUGGUCUUGGGGAUCGUCUACCUGUUUUUCUUCUCCAUCCCUUACACUUUUCACAAAGUCUGGGGAUUCAACAUUGCAGAGCAGGGACUAGCAUUUCUUGGCAUGGCUAUUGGAAUGCUGGCAUCUUCGAGCAUUUCGCCAUAUUUUGCCAAACUCUAUCUCAGACUGAGCAAAUUGAAAGGCAAACCUCAACCUGAAUACAGGUUCCCACCGCUAAUCGUUGGAGGCUUUCUGGCCCCCAUUUCACUAAUUAUAUUGGCAUUCACAACUUACAAACAGUGCCACUGGAUUGGGGCGCUGAUUGCCUCUGCAUUCUAUGGCAUGUCGACAGGGCUGAUCAUUUCUGGGAUCUUUACCUAUACAGCCGACGCAUACCAGCUGUAUGCGGCAUCUGCAGCUGCUGCAAACACCUUUACAAGAUGUUCCAUGGCUGGAAUUUUCCCGCUCUUUGGCCUCCAAAUGUACGAGAGACUAGGAGUUCAUUACGCAUGCCUGCUGCUAGGGCUCCUUGCACUUCUCCUAACUCCUGUACCUCUCUUGUUUUAUAAAUAUGGAGCCAAACUUAGACAACGGUCAAAGUUUGCUUGGUCAAAUGAGUGA
Messenger RNA from Ogataea polymorpha, 1577 nucleotides. RefSeq lists its product as uncharacterized. The record is from RefSeq and is a predicted model, not a curated record. The transcript has a single exon. Gene Ontology annotation, biological process: transmembrane transport. Gene Ontology annotation, cellular component: membrane. The coding region runs from base 198 to 1577 and encodes 459 amino acids. Gene Ontology annotation, molecular function: transmembrane transporter activity. Lineage: Eukaryota; Fungi; Ascomycota; Pichiomycetes; Pichiales; Pichiaceae.